AUGCUCGCUUUCAAGGAUACUCAGUUGGCACUCAUCCACAUCCCAUUGCCUCUCUACUCGAGCUUCCUCCAAAGCAUCCUUCAGCUCCUCCUUCCCAAUGAGUCCCGGAACGAACACUCGGCCUUCAACGGCAAUGGAGCCGUGCAGCCUCCUCCUGCGUGGCCAUAUGAACAUCCGUUUGUCAAUAUCUCUGUGACGCCAAGUGAGUGUUCGGUGGUCUGCUCCAGGAAGCUUGCAAACGACAUCUUCGUCCCAGCACUCAAUCUACUCGAUCCAAAAUCAAGAGAUCGGGUUUCCAUCACUUCAGAAGACUAUGUGGUCAUGCAAGUCGAUGGCGAGGGUCUGGACGCAGGCCAACGAGUGCUCGAAUUGACCAGCCCACUUGCCUUGGCUGGCAUUUCCAUCUUCUUCAUCACGACAUACUUCUCGGACUACAUACUGGUGCCGAUACGCUACAGGUCUCAGGUCGUACAUGCGCUAGAAGAACGAGGAUUCAUCUUCGAAGACCAAACGUCUUCCUACGUCAACCCGAGCCAUCACAGCCGACAGCACUCUUCACCUCAAUCUUUCGAGGUCCGGCCGCCGGGCACCCCUCCACCAGCGACGGUAUCGGAGCUGCAGACACGAACGUUUGCCACCCUCAAGCGCCGCAACAUCAUCCCGACCGUGGACUCAUGCUUACGUCUGGUACAAUGUGCCGGGCGCAGAGAUAGCGCCAACAGCAUAAAUGAAGGUCGUAAUCGCAGCAGCAUGACCAGCGCUGCCGAUGACGCACUCCACCUAGGCCUUGUAAAGUGCCUCAUCUCACCGCCAUAUCCCAAAUUUCUAUCUUUGACGCUCACCGACACGGAGCCCGCGUCGCUACUACUCGACCACUCGCUCCUCCCCAACUUUGCCUCGGACAUUUUGCUUGGGUCAAAAGACGACUUCCUUAUUCCCAUAACACUCGACCUCCGCGACCUCCCCAUGGAGAGCACUGGUAUUAUCUGCGGCGUCGCCGGGCGUCUCGUUGGGGGCACUGCGGGCCAGUUGGAGAGCGCGGUCGAGAUGAGCUACCUGAGUACGGCACGCGCGGGCACCGUCAUGGUAGCUGAAGACGAGCUGAAGCGCGCAUUGGGGGCUCUGCGCGGCGCGGAGAACGGAUCCUCCACGCCUGACUAG
Messenger RNA from Paraphaeosphaeria sporulosa, 1161 nucleotides. RefSeq lists its product as uncharacterized. NCBI's taxonomy places the organism in Eukaryota, Fungi, Ascomycota, Dothideomycetes, Pleosporales, Didymosphaeriaceae. The transcript has 2 exons. The record is from RefSeq and is a predicted model, not a curated record. Gene Ontology annotation, biological process: cellular response to L-arginine; regulation of intracellular signal transduction. Gene Ontology annotation, cellular component: cytosol. Bases 1 to 1161 code for a protein of 386 amino acids.